UUGCUGUGGGCGGUGGCAUCUUAAUUACCCUUCCAGGCUGUAAUAGCGAGUUAAUAAAAGUAGUUGUGAUUCAACCGAUGAUUAUCAUAUUUAGUACAUUAUUAGGAGACCUUUCCCCAAAGAUUUCUUCCCACGACUUGAGGAAAUACCAACCGCCAUUGUUACCGAUCGGUUGUGACUUUCAGCUGGGGAAUUUCCGGAGUUAUCGACUGGUAUACGCUGCCAGACUUUUUGGUAGAUCCCCGAACUUGGACACGCAUUCGUAUCGGGUUACUCCAAGAACGAACUGUGUGAUGUGGCAGAGCUGAAACCAUAUCUUGAAAGCAAAGACGCUCAGUGCCAGUGUAUUGCCAGCCAAACUCCACCGAGGGACAGUCGUCUGCUGAGGAUGUCGUCUGCGACUUUACUUUGUUUUGUAUUUGUUUUAUCAGCAAUUUCUCUCCAAGAUAUUCUGGCCGUCGAAAAUGAUCUGAUGGUUGUGACAGUGGCAACAGAUGAGACUGAUGGCUUCAAGCGCUUCCAGAGAUCAGUGAAGAAGUAUGGAUUGCAGUUAAAGGUGCUUGGAAUGGGAGAAGAGUGGGACGGUGGUGAUGUUGCCAACUACGCAGGUGGAGGACACAAGAUCAACCUGCUGGCUGAAGGGCUGAAGAAGUACCAGGACAGGGAGGACCUGAUGCUCAUGUUUGUAGACAGCUAUGAUGUCAUCUUCAACAACGACCCAGACACCAUCAUUGAAAGGUUUAAGAAGUUUGAUGCAAGGAUAGUGUUUUCAGCAGAGGGAUUCUGCUGGCCUGACAGGAGCCUGCAGGAUCAGUAUCCAUCUGUGACUAUUAAUGAGAAGAGGUUUUUGAACUCUGGAGGUUAUAUAGGGUAUGCCAAGGACAUGUACGAGAUGAUCACACAUGAGUCUGUGAGCAACCGAGAUGACGACCAACUCUACUACACUAAGAUCUUCCUGGACAAGAACUUGAGGGACAAGUGGAGGAUUAAGCUUGACACUAGGUCAGAAAUCUUCCAGAAUCUUAAUGGUGCUCUUGGUGAAGUUGUCAUCAAGUCACUGGGGACCCGCAGUUAUCUCUACAACCUCAAGUCAGGCACCUCCCCCACCGUCAUACAUGGGAAUGGACCAAUCAAGGCGGAGUUCAACCGUAUGGCCAACUAUCUUGCUGAUGGCUGGACAAUCCAGAAUGGAUGUCAAAGUUGUGAGGAAGAUACCAUCAGUCUAGAAGGGCUCAAGGAGGAGGACUACCCGACAGUGCUUGUUGCCCUGUUCAUUGAGAGACCAACACCAUUCUUGGAGGAGUUUUUUGAAGGAGUAGCCAAUCAGAACUACCCAAAGUCCAGGAUCGACCUGUAUGUUCACAACUUGGAAGACAUUCACAGAAAGACAGUGGAGGUGUUCAUCGAUGAAUAUCAGGAUGAUUACCAGUCUGUGACAUCCAUAGGACCUUAUGAUGGAGUUGGAGAAGCCAUGGGCAGGAACUGGGCCAUAGCUGAGUGUAUCAAGAAGAACUGCAAUUAUCUGUUGGUAAUGGACUCUGAUGCCCGAUAUGAGGAACCAGAAACUUUGAAACUGCUUAUUCAGCAAAACAGGUCUGUGAUAGCGCCGCUGGUGGCGAGAGUGGGCAAGCUGUGGUCCAACUUCUGGGGUGCCCUGGGAGCAAAAGGAUUCUAUGCCAGAUCUGAAGAUUAUGCAGACAUAGUGGAGACUAAGAAAGUGGGCCUGUGGAAUGUGCCAUUCAUCAGCUCCACAUACCUGGUGCAGGGACAGAGACUGCCCAACCUCAGGAACGCAUACUCCAUCAACUCCGAACUGGACCCAGACAUGUCCUUCACCAAACAUGUCCGAGAUCAGGGCGCCUUCAUGUAUGUGACAAACAGACAGCACUAUGGACACCUGGUAGAGUUUGACCACUAUGAGACGGACCACUAUGUCAAUGACAUGUUCGACAUGUUCAACAACCCCAUGGAAUGGGAGAAAAGGUACAUUCACGCUGACUAUGCCAAGGCUUUGAAAGAAGAUGCUGACGUUUUGCAGCCAUGUCCUGAUGUAUUUUGGUUCCCUGUUGUAACUGAACGAUUUUGUCAAGACUUCAUAGACACAAUGGAAAACUAUGGACAAUGGUCAGGUGGAAAAAAUAAGGACCCCAGACUUGCCACUGGCUAUGAGAAUGUCCCUACUGUAGACAUACACAUGAACCAAGUGGGCUUUGAGAGACAUUGGCUGCAUUUCCUGCACAAAUAUGUCCGCCCCCUGCAGGAAAGAGUCUUCGAAGGUUACUUCCAUGAUCCUCCCCAUGCUAUCAUGAACUUCAUCGUGAGGUACAAGCCUGAUGAGCAACCGCUGCUGCGUCCACACCACGAUUCCUCCACCUACACCAUCAACUUGGCCCUGAACACUCCUGGCCUGGACUACGAGGGUGGUGGCUGCCGUUUUAUUCGCUAUGAUUGCAAGGUGACAGCUGCCCGGAGAGGCUGGAUGUUGAUGCACCCAGGUCGACUGACCCACUACCAUGAAGGACUAAGGGUGACCAAUGGCACAAGGUACAUCAUGAUCUCCUUCGUCGACCCAUAGAUGCCAGGCCAUCAGUCCUUACAGUUCUUUCACUUGAUUAUUGUUGAGUUAAGCAAGAAACAUUAGAUCACAUGAAAUCUGCUCAGUUUAGCCCUGGCAUUGUCACACGUGGGUUUAGAUUGUAGACAGGAUCUAUCAUCUAAUGCACCACCGGAUGCCUGAAUAUGCGUGUUAAUUAUGUUUUCUGACAUAAUGCAUAUUUUGAUCUGAAGAAAAGCAAUAUAUAUUUUCUCAUGUUUAAUAUACCAAGUCAGAAACACUGCAUUCAAUACAAUUAACUUAGGCAUUGAUAUACUGGCUGUAUACAAGUAAAAUAGCUUGUUUUGUAAACAAAACUGUCAGAAAUAAAAAACAGAAUGUUUGCAUUAGGAGAUAAACGUCAUAGGGUUUCAGAUUUGCAGGCUUUAUUGAAUAUUCAAUGCCCAGGAAAUUUCCUUUUGAACUGGCAGUGUUAUCUGGAGGUUUCAAAUGUUAAACUUUCUGGGUAUCGAAAACUCAAUCCCCAUUUUCUGAAGCACUCUCUCUAUGUGAACUCACACAUUUGUGAGACAAACAUGACGUCACUCUGGAAUGAUAUGACAUCACCCUGGGAUGCCUUGGUGUAAUGAUACUAUGGAUGACGUCAUAUGCUUCCGUGAUAACCUGGUUAGCAGAAAGUGCAAAAUAUAAAAACCUCAAAAGAUGUUCUGAUAAAUAUUGAUGUUUAAUUAAGGUGGUACCUAUUUGACCUAUUUAGAACAUUUUUUUUAUCAAGAAAAGUAUUCAUGAGCUGUGAAUGGGUCACAUUUCUAGGCUUAGAAUCCCAUUUAAUCCCAUUUUUCAACCAAUCAGAUUGUAGCACACACUCCCUUUUGGUCUAUCAAAACCACAACAGGAAUACAUAGUAUGGAUAAACUGGAAUAUGAAGAGAUAUGAAUACUAUUGUUGAAAACAUACCAUGCGAUAAUUUACAGUAGAUUCAACAGAUGGCAAUAUAAGGUGGUGGGAGUACAAACCAUGAGCGAUAGAUCACCUUCAAACACAGAUCUGCAUUGCCAGUAAUAUACAUGUAUCUGUACAUUGUAAUCUUAAGAAACUAAUCCUGAAAUAAGUAAUUAGUUGAAUCCUUUUUCUUUGGACCAAAAUUUGAACAAAGUGCUGAUUGUACUCCACGGUGAGCUAUGCCAUCAUUGCUAUCAGAUGGUGUCUGGCAUGCCAUGCUCCGCUCCGCUGCUUCCAUAGAGGAGCCGAGUUCCAUAGAGCUUUACGAGAAAGGUGGUGCUAUUCAUUCUCUGUAUCUCCAGGGCUCGCAUUUCAAUAAACCUACACUAACCCUUGGAUCAAUUCCCGUGGUUCUCGCAAUCUUAAAUUACCUGCCCUUUAUUUUCAUUGACAUUUUACCGACCAAUAAACCGUUGAUAUAAGGAAAAGGAAAAAUGGUAAGGGAGGUAACUCGUAUUUGUCUAGAAACCAAAGCCACCACUAGUUUUAGUGGACACGAAGACAUCCUUUCAAUCAAAAUGUUUUUAAGGGCUUUCUUUUGCGUGUCAGACAGUUUUCAAUGUUGAAUUUCUUGCAAAUACUAUCGCAAACAGUGGGAUUGGCCAGUAUGUUAUGAUAUCGCCAACUUAACAUUGAGGCUGUUUUUUAAUUCGCUUUCUCAUUGGUACGUUAGACCUAGUAACGUAGCCAAUCAAAUUGGCUGAGGGGGUUCAAGGGUGGGUAAUUUGAGAUUGCGAGAAUCACAGGAUGGGUCCAGGGGUUAGUGAAAUGCUAGCCCUGGAGAUACAAAGGAUGGGUGCUAGUUAAGAGAGGUGGAACUAGUUAAAUCUACAAAGUCACAUGUUUAUUUAGGCCAACAAGGUCAGGUGCACACAUCAAUCAAAUGACAUUUAAGUUACCUGUCUUUGUGAUAUGUCCAUUUAACAGAACAUAAAAAAGAUGCAAAUCCAUUUGUCUAAUGUAUAAUAUAUUUUACUUUAGCAUUUACACAAUUAUUACAAUGAAAACAUGCAUUGAACACUGGUAUGAUGUGUGUUCUGGAAUAGAUGAGCAGAUUGAUGUGAUUAAAUCAUUAUCAAAACAUUGAUACUGCCAAGGAAAGCAAGAUGUGUGAAAAUGUUUGAAACUGUUGUAAUGAAUGUGAAAUUGUGAUAAGCAAUUGUAGUGGUAGAUGAUUUCAAAAUUGCUUAUUCAGGUGAAUCUCUGUUUUAGCAUUUAAAUAUAGCAACAAUAUCAGAAAGAAUGAGUGUAUGUUUAGAUUAGGUGGGUAGAUUGUUAAACUGCUGCAAGGGAACUAUUUCAAGAUUUCAAAUGGUGCUACUAUGCUUAUCUAUUUUGUGCAGAUACUUUUAUGUCUUUUCUUGUAUCAUGUUUGUAUCCGAUGUUAGCAAUGGUGUUGAGUUCCUAUAUACAGCUGUACAGUCAAUACAGCCACAAACAUUAAUAGGAAACGGCCUACAUUUGAGGAUGUAUUUUCACAGCAACAUGUUAAUUUGAUGACACUACUGUUUGUUAACUUGUGAGUACACAUUGUGUUGGUGAAUGAAGCACUGCAGUCUGUACAGUGGAGCUCUAUGUACACACACAUGUACUGGGAAUGUAUGAUGAAUGCAUGUAACCUUGUAAGUGCCCCAUUGACAUGUACCCAUCAGACAAUAUGCUGGCCAGUCACUGUGAAGCAAAGAAUUAUUACAUAACCAUAUCAUUCAUUUUCAAAUAAUGUUGUUCUGAAGGUUAAUCUUGGUGGCAAUGUGGCUAUCAUGUACAUCACCAUUCGAACCCUCCUUCAAAUAUGGUUUUGCUUUAAGAUAGGUUUACAAAUGUUUUAUGUUCUCUUUGAUAAUCACACUUAAUUGAAGGGGUCACGGGUGGCCGAGUUGUCUAAGGUGCCCCAAUUUGCUGAGCUCAGUUGCAUUUCUCAGGCACACCAGAAACCUUUGAUUGUGGGUUCGAAUUGUGGUUCACCCUAAUUGUUUCUAGGUUUGUCAGUACCAUACCCUUACUUGUGGGUUUCACCAAAGUGGUAACGUCCGCGACCUGCCUCAAUUUGGGCUUUUCUCCCACAUUAAGUGGACAUACGGUGAUAUAACUGUAAUAUUGUUCAAAGCGGAGUUGAACUCACUCACUCACUAAACUGAAGUGCAGCAUGGAUGCUUGUCAUCAACACAACAUGUGGUCAUGUCUGGGAUACAAACACUGACACUUGCAUCACGUUUUGAUAUGAGAGGAAGAGGACCAGGGCCUUCCCUGCCUUGUUUUGCACAGAAUACCGAAGUUGAAAUACAACUUGUUUCUAUUUCACACAUAGCAGUGCAUGCUAUGUCUGUUUGGUCACAGUGAUGACAGCUGGAACCAUGUCCGUCCUAUGUGUUGUAUACAUGUAUAUUUGACAAUGUGCCACUAGGGGGACAUUUAUGUUUGAGAUCAGCAUAUUUUUGUUAAGAUUUAGCUAAAUCCCCACCAUGUAUUCUGUGGAUACUUUUGGAUACUUUAUAUAGGGCACACUAGUUCUGUAACUUAGCUUUCCCAGGUGUGAUAUUGUGUACUGUUCUUGAUAUUGAGAUGUCUAUUUCAUGUUUUCAUGUCCUUGUUAGUAACUGGCUUACAUUUAAAUUUUCCUUGCUUGUAAAUUACAGCGGGAUCAAUGUCUUGUUAUUGUCUUCCAUAAGUAACAUGUCCUUACAUAUUGUCUUCUGAUGCCCACAUCCUGCAACUACUGUGUAAGUAGGUCAUUAGACUGAGAUGAUCCAAUUUAAUACAUUAAAUAAUUUCUUCAGAUUUUAUAUGAAAAUAAUUGAUCACACUGGAAAUCUUUAUAUUUCUGUACAAAAUAUAUGUUACCAGUAAUAAAACAUGGAACUGG
Molecule: messenger RNA, 6419 nt
Organism: Haliotis rufescens (red abalone)
Lineage: Eukaryota; Metazoa; Mollusca; Gastropoda; Lepetellida; Haliotidae
Product: procollagen-lysine,2-oxoglutarate 5-dioxygenase 1-like
Exons: 20
Coding region: 389-2575 (728 amino acids)
Biological process (GO): peptidyl-lysine hydroxylation
Cellular component (GO): endoplasmic reticulum
Molecular function (GO): procollagen-lysine 5-dioxygenase activity; iron ion binding; L-ascorbic acid binding
Source: RefSeq, a predicted model, not a curated record